CUGCGAGUGGUUUUCUCGGAUCUCAAGUGGGAAAGCAGCUCUCCAGUACGGGAAGAAGCAUUUUGGAAAGCUGUCGUACGAUUGUCACAUGGGCGGUCGAGUUGCUAAAAUUGGCUCUAGUGACAGCACAAUUUGGGUGGCCAGAGGUGAGGCACAAG
Molecule: messenger RNA, 158 nt
Organism: Amoebophrya sp. A25
Lineage: Eukaryota; Dinophyceae; Syndiniales; Amoebophryaceae
Source: the annotation of a GenBank genome assembly